This is a messenger RNA of Aureobasidium uvarum, 1230 nucleotides long. The record is from the annotation of a GenBank genome assembly. Lineage: Eukaryota; Fungi; Ascomycota; Dothideomycetes; Dothideales; Saccotheciaceae.
AUGGUCAAAGUGCUCCACGAGCGAGUAGAGACGAGUGGGAAGCUUUGCGGCAUCCCCUCGUGCGCCGUGCGCUGUCUUGCCCUUCAUAAAGUACCCAUCUCCCUCACCCAAAACAGCACCGGAAGGAAGGUAUCAUUGCUCAACGACGACUCGCACACUGCUGCCGUGCUGCCCCGUCUGCCGCCGCUGAGCGUCUACUACCGGCCCACGCACUCGCCCUCGCCAAGUUUGGCUUCGUCGACGCCCAGCGUUUCCCCACAAACUCCCCGAUUGGUCCGAAGCGAGUCGUCGGACUCUCGCGGCCUUCCACCUUCACCUCUCACACCACCCCCAACAUCCUUCGACCACCUGCACCACUCAAAGUCGGCCCACUCUAACUAUUUUAUCGGACCCGCUUCGUUCGCUAAAAUGGACGACACGACGUCGUCCGUCUACCCUCCGGUCCCGGACGCGCAGGCUGUGGCGCCUUACCCAAUGUCCGCCUCGCAGGUCGCAUCAUCAACCGCGCCAGCCAUGUCGCAACCCAUGGCGCCGUCUUAUCGCAACUCCAACUCUCCUGUCUCAGAGUCAUCACGCGCCGCCCCUGCUGCCAACAAGGCUUCGACCAAGAAGAACCAGUACCCCUGCCCGUUGGCCAAGGUCUACAACUGCAGCGACUUCUUCACCACAUCUGGACACGCUGCUCGUCACGCCAAGAAGCACACUGGCAAGAAGGAUGCCUUCUGUCCCGAGUGCAACAAGGCUUUCACUCGCAAAGACAACAUGGAGCAACACCGUCGCACCCACCAAAACGUGCGUGGUCCCUCCAAGUCGUCAACGGAUGGCCGCGUCAAGAAGUCCACCAAGCCUGCACCGCGCAAGUCUGUCAGCGGCCCCUUGGAAGCUGCUGCUGUUGCCCAACUGGAAGACCACCAAUCGCAACACCAACAACUACCUCAACACCAACAUCAGUUCCCGUCACAAGUCAUCAUGUCGACUAGCCCUUACUACAUCAACCCAGACCCCAUCCAGCCUCUUCCUCAACCAAUCUUGUCCGACUUCAACACAAGACCUCCCUACCACCGCUCCAACUACCCAAGCUCCCUUGACUACCUCCCUGCUCAAGCCAGCUUGGUGCACGACCCCGACCUUCAGUACAGCUACCCCUCACCGGGUCUUUCCAAUGGUCUUGACACUCUCGCCUUGGCCGCUAGUGAUCAUCGCCGCAUGUCUGGUGAAGACUCUUGUUAG